CGCUUCCCGUCGAUUCGUAAAUCCACUUAGGUUACUUCCUUCACCAUAAAUCUCACCAUAAAUCUCUCUCCGAUUGAAACAAUUGCAAUUAGAUCAAGCCUCCUACACACAAAUUUGUCGCAAUGUCGGCAACUCAGAGAAUCGCCAUACUUUCCGUCUUCGACAAGACUGGCCUGUUGGACCUAGCUAAGGGCCUCGUGCAACAGAAUGUGCGAAUCCUGGCAUCUGGAGGCACGGCUAAGAUGAUUCGCGAGUCUGGAUUCCCGGUCGAGGACAUCUCUGCUAUCACGAAAGCCCCGGAGAUGCUGUCCGGUCGAGUAAAGACCUUGCACCCGGCUGUCCACGCCGGUAUACUUGCGCGCAACCUGGCUACCGACGAGAAAGACCUUGCCGAGCAGAGCAUCGAAAAGGUCGACUACGUCAUCUGUAACUUAUACCCAUUCAAGGACACCGUAUCUAAGCCCAACGUCACUGUCCCCGAAGCCGUAGAGGAGAUCGACAUAGGAGGUGUUACACUUAUCCGAGCGGCUGCUAAGAACCAUUCCCGCGUCACCAUCCUUAGCGACCCUAAUGACUAUCCCGAAUUCCUAAAGGAGCUCGAGAAUGGAGAGAUCAAGGAGGACAGCCGUAAGAGAUAUGCCCUUAAGGCUUUUGAGCACACAGCCGAUUACGAUGCUCACAUCUCUGGUUUCUUCCGUGCGCGAUAUGCUGGUGAAGGCCAAGAGUACCAACAAUACUUGCCUCUCCGAUACGGCGCCAACCCCCACCAAAAGCCUGCUGCUGCAUACACGACAUCCAACAAGUUACCAUUCAAGGUUCUUGGCGGUGCCCCUGGAUAUAUCAACCUACUUGAUGCCUUGAACAGCUGGCCGCUGGUUAAGGAGCUGAAGAAGUCACUUGGAAAACCCGCGGCCGCCAGUUUCAAGCAUGUUUCCCCCGCUGGCGCUGCCAUUGGCGUUCCUCUAAGCGCUGAGGAGCGCAAGGUUUACUUUGUCGACGAUAUCCAGGGCAUUGAGACUUCAGGCCUUGCCCAGGCUUACGCUCGAGCCCGAGGAGCUGACCGGAUGAGCAGCUUUGGCGAUAUCAUUGCCCUGAGUGACGUGGUUGAUGUUCCUACCGCUAGCAUAAUUUCCAAGGAGGUUUCUGACGGAGUCAUUGCCCCUGGAUAUGAGGAUGCCGCGUUGGAAAUCCUUAAGAAAAAGAAGGGUGGCAAGUACCUUGUUCUGCAGAUAGACCCCGAGUACCAGCCGGACCCUACUGAGGUCCGAACUGUGUAUGGAGUAAACCUCACCCAGCACCGUAACGACAUUGAACUUUCUCCGUCUUCUUUCACUCGAACUAUCACGCCGAAGGAUUUUGCCCUCCCUGAGGCUGCUGCUAGAGACUUGACAGUUGCCACAAUCGCCCUCAAGUACACACAGAGCAACUCCGUGUGCUACGCCAAGAACGGUCAGGUCGUCGGUCUCGGUGCUGGUCAGCAAUCCCGCAUUCACUGCACUCGGUUGGCCGGCGAUAAGGCUGACAACUGGUGGCUGCGCUUCCACCCCCGCGUCCUCGGUAUCAAGUGGAAGAAGGGCACCAAGCGCCCCGACAAGAGCAACGCUAUCGACCUUCUAGUGAGCGGUGAGCUUCCCAAGGGCGGUCCCGAGCGUGAAGCGUUCGAGUCCGUCUUCGAGGAGAUUCCCGCCGCCUUCACCGAAGACGAGCGUAACGAUUGGCUUAGCAAGCUAGGUGAUGUCGCUGUUUCUAGCGAUGCUUUCUUCCCCUUUGUCGAUAACAUCUACCGCGCCCACCGCUCCGGCGCAAAGUACAUUGCAGCGCCCGGCGGCAGUCAGAACGACUCCGCCGUCUACGAGACGGCUGAGAAGCUCGGCAUCGUCUUCGUGGAGCAGAACAUUCGACUCUUCCACCACUAGAGAGCGGCAUCAAA
Molecule: messenger RNA, 1930 nt
Organism: Daldinia decipiens
Lineage: Eukaryota; Fungi; Ascomycota; Sordariomycetes; Xylariales; Hypoxylaceae
Product: AICARFT/IMPCHase bienzyme
Exons: 3
Coding region: 123-1916 (597 amino acids)
Biological process (GO): 'de novo' IMP biosynthetic process
Cellular component (GO): cytosol
Molecular function (GO): phosphoribosylaminoimidazolecarboxamide formyltransferase activity; IMP cyclohydrolase activity
Source: RefSeq, a predicted model, not a curated record